Messenger RNA from Brenthis ino (lesser marbled fritillary), 1557 nucleotides. The record is from the annotation of a GenBank genome assembly. NCBI's taxonomy places the organism in Eukaryota, Metazoa, Arthropoda, Insecta, Lepidoptera, Nymphalidae.
AUGGCUGUGAUCAAUAUGAAGAUUUUUGACGUUAUCCCGGUGCGACUCAACCUGUGGAUAAUGAUUUUUACAAGUUGCUGGGUAAUCUACAUGCUUCGUGUGAACAUGAGCUUGAACCUGAUCGCUAUGGUGCCACAGCCAGCUAAAAAUAUUUCGUCCAGAUCUCAGUGCGGGGCCAAGAACGAUAUGCUGAAUGAAUCUUUUCGGCACAUUGACAUCGCUGAUGUGAGAGAAGCUCCUCGAGAAGUUUUGGGUGGAACUUUCAAUUGGUCCGCAAAUCAGCAGGCUAUGAUUCUGGGAUCGUAUUUUUGGUGUUAUCCUAUUACGUCCCUGGUGGGUGGGAUGGCAGCAGAGAGAUGGGGUCCAAGAUACGUAGUUUUAAUUACUUCGCUUGCAAGUGCGAUAUUGACUGCACUGAGUCCACUUGCUGCAAGGCUCGAUUAUGUUGCAUUGGUUAUUGUACGAUUUUUCCUUGGAUUUGCUGGGGGUUUCAUAUAUCCCGCUCUUCACGUUUUGGUGGCCCGUUGGGCUCCUCCAGAAGAAAAGGGGAAAUUUAUUAGCGCCUUGAUGGGAGGAACUCUAGGAACAGUAGUCACGUGGUCCCUGACUGGACCAUUGUUGGAGAGAUAUGGAUGGGCAUCAGCUUUCUACGUACCGGCUGCUUUGACAUUUAUUUGGUGUGGGUUUUGGUGGUAUCUUGUAGCUGAUACACCUACUGACCAUCCAAGAAUUACUGUAACAGAAAAGAAAUAUAUUAUAGACGCACUAGGUGACAAGAUCAAGAAAUCGAAGGGGCUACCACCGUUCAAAAGUAUUUGUACCUCGUUCCCAUUCCUGGCCAUGGUUGUCUUACAUUUCGGAAACCUGUGGGGCUUAUAUUUCAUAAUGACUGUUGGACCGAAAUUCGUAUCAAGUGUUCUUGGAUUUGAAUUAUCCGCAGCUGGAAUCAUAUCUGCCCUGCCUUAUCUUGCGAGAUUAUUCUUGGCUACAAUAUUUGGAGCUAUCGGGGAUUGCAUAUUAUCGAGAAAACUUAUGACAACAACAGUUAUAAGGAAAUUCUUCUGUUUAUUCUCACACAUAAUUCCUGGUAUUCUUCUUGUUUUGUUGAUAUACACCGGAUGUUCUACUGCCUUGUCAGUGACGAUGAUUACGAUGUCUAUGGGUUUUAAUGGUGCAGCUACUUUAACGAAUCUCCAAAACCAUCAAGACCUUGCUCCUAAUUAUGCUGGAACUUUGUAUGGAAUAGCCAACUUCAUAGGCAGCACAGCUGGCUUUUUCACUCCCAUGAUAACUGCAUACUUUACAAAAACCGGGGAUAGCUUUGAGCAAUGGCGACCAGUUUUCUUUAUAGGUGCAUCUGUUUAUAUUGUUUCUGCUGUAUUUUUCAUUCUAUUUGGUUCGGGAAACACACAACACUGGAAUUAUGUGGAAAUGAAAAAGAAUGAAGGAAAAGAAGAAAGAGCCAAGUCCGAUGAUCUGAAUGACAUGAACGAUGCUUCCAAAAAUGGUUACACUAAGGAUAUGAAAGAGAAUCCUACUAGUAUAACUACUAGAGCC